Molecule: messenger RNA, 4881 nt
Organism: Melospiza georgiana
Lineage: Eukaryota; Metazoa; Chordata; Aves; Passeriformes; Passerellidae
Product: synaptotagmin-like protein 2
Exons: 17
Coding region: 504-3410 (968 amino acids)
Biological process (GO): exocytosis; intracellular protein transport
Cellular component (GO): plasma membrane; exocytic vesicle
Molecular function (GO): small GTPase binding; neurexin family protein binding
Source: RefSeq, a predicted model, not a curated record
CCGAUUCGGGACGGACAGCCCCGGUUUGGGAUGGACAGCCCCGCCCGGCAUAGCCCCGCUCCCGCCCCGCGCCGCCGAGGGCAGAGAUGCUUGAACUCCACAGAGCAGACUUGCCUGCUGAGGAGAGCACAUGCCAGAGGUGCUGCUGUGGGUGAGAGGAGCUCUGGUGCCUGUUGAGGCAGGAGCUGCUCCUUCCCCCGCUCCCCUCCGUGACUGACACUGGCACCGGGAUCGCUGCAACUGAGCCUGAGGAAAAGCAAAGGAGCCUGACUUUGCUGAGAGGAUUCUCCUGGCAGGGGAAGGCAUGCAGCAGAGCCUGGAAGUGCAAGUCCAGGUGCUAGGGUGAGUUCCACCCAAGCCAUGCCGUGGUGACUUCUCUCUCUGCACCGCAUCUUGCUCGGCACCAGGGCGCUGUGAGCGGCUGCCCAUGGCCCUGGGCUGGAUUAGUGCCUGCUCUGAGUCCCCUUGAGCCAUCUGAGGAACUGAAGAAGACAGCAGGGAAGAUGUUGGACUUGAGCUUCCUGACCGAGGAGGAGUAUGAGAAGCUGAUGAAGGUUCUGCAGAGAGAUGCAGAGCUGAAGAAGAAGGAUGGGGAUCGCAUCAGGAGGAUUCAAGGCUCCAUCACAGAUGAAAAGAAGAAGAAGUUUGUGACAGGUGAAUGGUUUUCAGAAGUGAAGGCAAAACGGUUCCAGGAAGACUUGGCAGGGCCGGAUCUCCUUCGAGCAUCCAUUAGAAGGAAAAAGGGCAAGCUAGAAGGUGAGGACAAGAAGCACAUCCAGACAAGUCUGGAAAGCAAAACUGCCCCAGUUCCUGCCUUUACUGAGGACAUCGCUGGUGCAGGAGAGGAAAGAUCCAGUACACCUACUCUUGAAACCACAGAGCAGAAAAUUUUGCCGAAACCGAAGCCAAGACUUCCUGUCCAUUUGUCUGCAUCAUACAAGAGUUCCAGCAUACAUGAUGUCUCUUCCUCAGAGAGUGACACAGGAACAAGUCCAGUUGUGAUUGCAACAAACAGCUUUCAUUUGUCUGGAAAAGGUCAUGGAGAUUCUCCAGUGUCCACCAGGCUUUCAGAGGAUGCUGAGCCUCAGCCCAGCACUGCAGCUGGAGGAGAAGCUGCUGAUGGAGCCACAGAGGGGCCAAAAACUCCUCCUGAGGAAACUUAUCCUCCCAGCAAAAUCCCAGUCAAGAAGAAAGCAAGCAGAACCUUCCCCAGGUGUGAGCAGGCUGUGAAUGACACGGGGCCAGCAGAGAACAGCCCUGCCAAGGAGGAGUCAGUGCCAGGCCCCAGAGCACUGCCCACAGACGGGGAGAGCGGCCGGGCCGGCAGGCAGGGGGUGAACUACACCAUCUCAGCCAUGAGCAACAGGGACGAGGAGAUCGGCCUGGACCGCGAGCACUUCAGGAGCCUGAAGAACUUUUGGGAGAAGGGAGCAGAGUCUUUAGGGGCAGGGGGCAGCCCAGGGCCAGGGCUGGGUGAGGCAGCCCCUCGGCAGCUCAGGCUGGGCCGCUCGCUCUCCCUGCAGGCUGCGCCAGGCCAGGGUGCUGAAGGGAAGCCUGGUGCCUUCAGCAGAACAAGGACCCCCCACAAAAGGACAAUAACUCUGUCUUCCAGCGAGGAAGAGCCAAGCUGUGCCACUCCUGCAAGGAAGGGCUCUGUUUCUGUCACUCCCAGCUCCACCUGUGCCAAGAUCAAAGGGGGCCUGGUUACGAGAAAUGACUUGCUGGGUGAAAGCAAUGGGAAGCUGCUGAUGCCGGAGGAAGAGAAGGUGGUGCAGCACUGCUCCAAGAAAUCCAGGCUGCCUGUGAGCGCACCUUCCAUCCAGCUCGAGUCACCCACCAAGGACGUGUCUGGCAGCUCACUGGGGCCAGCAGGGACACCCGUGGAGGAGGAGCUGGUGGUGGCAGGAGAGCGCAAGCACACAUGGAGGGCCCCGGCCAGCAGGGUGCAGAUACUGAUAGAGCCUGUGCCCACAGAUGGGGAAAGUGAGGAUGAGAAAGAGAAAAGAUCUGAUUUGGGCACUCAAGACAGCAUGGAAAUAAAUGGAGAGCUACCUGAGGAAAAGAUGUGUGAGUCUUCAGACCAGCCAACACCUGGUGAACCAUCUGGAGAGAGAGAAGCUGUUCAGGGAACAGACUCAGCUGUUUACUCAGAGGAAGAUGGGGAUCAUUCUCCUGCUGCUCAGGCACUGGCCCGAGCAAAUAGCAUUAAUCUUGCAAAGAGUAUGGUGAACAUUUACACAACCACAGAGACAUACAAUAAACCUCAUUUGAUACCACAUCAAUUUCUUGAACCUGAAAGAGUGAAAGAACUGAGCAGAUCCUCUCCCCUCCUGUUGUCUGAGACGGAGUCAGACACGGCCUCGGAGCUCAGCUUCCAGCUGGGCAGGCACAAGAAGUCCCCCAGCACUGGCAGCCACUCCUCUGACAUGGCUUCUGUCUCCUCGGUGAGUGGCAGUGUGCUCAGUGUCUACAGUGGUGACUUUGGGAGUGUGGAUGCCCAAGGAACUGUGGAAUUUGCCCUGGACUAUGACGAGAAGAACCGGGAGUUCCAGGUGCACGUGUCCCAGUGCAGGGGCUUGGCUGUGGUGGAUGAGAGGAAAGGCAGAUCUGACCCGUAUGUUAAGACUUACCUGCUCCCAGACAAAGCCAGGAUGGGUAAGAGGAAAACGUCAGUGAAGAAGAGGACAGUGAACCCUGUGUACAAUGAGGUGUUACGGUAUAAAAUAGAGAAAAUGGUGUUGCUGAUCCAAAAAUUGAAUCUCUCUGUUUGGCACAAUGAUCCACUGGGACGUAACAGUUUCUUGGGAGAGAUUGAGAUAGACUUGGCCAGCUGGGACUGGAGCAACAGGAAACUCAACUGGUACCCACUGAAGCCCCGGAGCCUUUCUGCUGUUAAUGGUGUGGAUCAUCGAGGAGUGAUGAGUUUGUCCAUUAAGUAUGUCCCCCCUGGAAGCCUGGGGCCCAGGAACCCUCCCUCUGGUGAAGUUCACAUUUGGGUCAAAGACGUCAAGGACCUGCUGCAGUUGCGUCCCUCUGGAGUGGAUUCCUUUGUGAAGUGCUAUGUGCUUCCAGACACCAGUAAGAAGAGCUACCAAAAGACCAGAGUCAUAAAGAGAGACACAAACCCUGUUUUCAAUCACACCAUUGUGUAUGAUGGCUUUCACACGGAGGAUCUGAAGGAUGCCUGUGUUGAACUCACUGUGUGGGAUCAUGAGAAACUUACCAACCAUUUCCUUGGAGGAAUCAGGCUGGGCCUUGGGACAGGUUUGAGCUAUGGCAUCUCUGUGGACUGGAUGGACUCCACCCAGGAGGAGGUGGCCUUUUGGCAGGAGAUGAUGUUGGCUGCCAAUGAAUGGAUCGAGGGAUUGCUGCCCCUGCGCUCACUGGCAGGGAGGAAAAAGCUGAAAUAACCCAUGGCUGGUGCCAUGGAAAUACCCAAUGUGCUCGUUAGAAUGAGGAAACUUCCUGCACCAGGGAGAGAGACCAUCCACAGGCUGCAAGUGUCAGGGGAAUGGGGCAGUUAACAGGCAUCACCUUGGAGCUGUUAAUGUUCAGUACUAAUCCACUCACAGAGGACAUGGAAGAUGCCAAACAGGACUUUAACCAAGAAGAAACUUAAUUUGCCUUUUUAUUGAAUCAUUUAUGUAUUCAGUAUAUUUGAAUUCCAUUAAGCUCUGGGAACAUUGACAGAAGGAAAAGGAGAUAUGGAUACUUUUUUCUUUUUACCAUUUUUCUUCCAUGCAGAGAUGCAGUUGUACUGAAGCAGCAGCAUGGCAUUAUUCAUACUCCCUGCAAGGGGUACACUUUGUACUUGGUGUACAAUUGCUGCAAAUCACCAGCACAGUUUGAGAAUGGGAGCUUUGCAUUUGUCACCUGUGAUAACACCUCUUUAACGUGAGGAAAAUUGAGUUCCAAGGUGCAUCUAAAGAAAGAGAGGACUAUUUGCAGCAGAAAAUGAAGAAACCUGAGGAGGAUGACAAUGAGGAAUUUGAUAUAUUAAUUUCUUUGUGCUUUAAUCUGAAAGAGUGCAGGGAUGCUCUUAGGGAUAGUGGGAUUUUACAAGCAGGGACUGUUUCCCUGGCUUUCCCACAAGCUCCCUCAGAGACUUCAGGAAAGUCUCUUUGUGAGAGUUGGAGUGCAAUAUAAACCAAAAUGUUUGCCCAGAUGUAAAACAUGGUUACAUUGCUAAGGGGCCUUUGCAAUGCCUUGUGUGCAAAACAUUUCAAUAUGAACUGAUGAGGUGGGGGACAGUGUCACACCGGCCUGGCAUCAGGGUCAGGAGGGACAGGUCACAGCCACACUGACACAGGGGACACUGGGAGCUGGGGCAGGGGCAAGGAGGGCUGAGAGAAUGUGCAGGGAGUGCAGAGCUGCAGUUUCCUGGGGGUCUCCUGCAUCUGCAUCCCCUGCUGCCCUUCCCUUCACCUGCUGUCUGCUGUGAGCUGUCAAUGGCUGGAAUUUCCCUUUUGCCAGUAGCUUGCAAAAAAGUCUUUGCAUCUGGCACAUGGACCAUGGUGGAGUGGUGUUGUGAAUACAUUUUGAAUUGCAGCUUUGUAAUUUCUGUUUUGGAUGUACAUACUGUGAUUAAAUUGAAUGUUUUUCUUUAGUCAUCAGUUGGUUGUCUUGUACCUAUUUUCAUCAUGCUCCAAAUAACCAAAAAGCAAAAGAGGUGUUAAAUUUUGUUAUGUCAAAAUGAGGCAUUUUUGCCAAAGGGCUAGUGAAAUGUCAUGAAGAAAUAAUUUUUAUAACUAUCUACUUUAGAUUUUGGCUCUCAAAUUAUUUUGAUAUUCUUCUUUAAUGGAUUGAUUUUAUUUAAGUCAAGCCUACUGUGAAUUUUCAGCUUAGCAAAGAUGAUUGUAAAUAAAUGAAUGGAAAAAUGUA